GCAGUUCUGUCAGCACGGGCUGCCUCCCAGGGUCAACUCCUUGGAACAACUUGGCAGGAAGAAGAAAGACAAGAAGCUGGCUGGCCUUACCACUAGCUUUUUGCCUUCGUUCCAGAAGCGUGCUGCACCUGUACUGUGACACUUGCUCGGUGCCCAUCUGUCGUGAGUGUACAAUGGGCCGGCACGGGGGCCACAGCUUCAUCUACCUCCAGGAGGCGCUGCAGGACUCACGGGCACUCACCAUCCAGCUGCUGGCUGAUGCCCAGCAGGGCCGCCAGGCAAUCCAGCUGAGCAUCGAGCAGGCCCAGACGGUGGCAGAACAGGUGGAGAUGAAAGCAAAGGUGGUACAGUCGGAGGUCAAAGCCGUGACUGCAAGGCACAAGAAGGCCCUGGAGGAGCGGGAGUGCGAGCUGCUAUGGAAGGUAGAGAAGAUCCGCCAGGUGAAAGCCAAGUCUCUGUACCUGCAGGUGGAGAAGCUGCGGCAGAACCUGAACAAGCUCGAGAGCACCAUCAGUGCCGUCCAGCAGGUCCUGGAGGAGGGGAGGGCGCUGGAUAUUCUGCUGGCCCGAGACCGCAUGCUGGCCCAGGUGCAGGAGCUAAAGACCGUGCGCAGCCUCCUGCAGCCCCAGGAGGAUGACCGGGUCAUGUUCACACCCCCCGACCAGGCCCUCUACCUCGCCAUCAAGUCCUUUGGCUUUGUCAGCAGUGGGGCCUUUGCCCCACUCACCAAAGCCACGGGCGAUGGCCUCAAUCGGGCCCUCCAGGGUAAGGUGGCCUCCUUCACUGUCAUUGGCUACGACCACGAUGGGGAGCCUCGCCUCUCAGGAGGUGACCUAAUGUCAGCCGUGGUCCUGGGCCCCGAUGGCAACCUGUUUGGUGCAGAGGUGAGCGAUCAGCAGAACGGGACUUACGUGGUGAGCUACCGGCCCCAGCUGGAGGGUGAGCACCUGGUGUCGGUCACCAUGUGCAACCAGCACAUUGAGAAUAGCCCCUUCAAGGUGGUGGUGAAGUCGGGCCGCAGCUACGUGGGCAUUGGGCUCCCGGGCUUGAGUUUCGGCAGCGAGGGCGACAGCGACGGCAAACUCUGCCGCCCUUGGGGCGUGAGUGUGGACAAGGAGGGCUAUAUCAUUGUCGCCGACCGCAGCAACAACCGCAUCCAGGUGUUCAAGCCCUGUGGCACCUUCCACCACAAAUUUGGUACCCUGGGCUCCCGGCCUGGGCAAUUCGACCGACCAGCUGGCGUGGCCUGUGAUGCCUCCCGCAGGAUCGUGGUGGCUGACAAGGACAAUCAUCGCAUCCAGAUCUUCACCUUUGAGGGCCAGUUCCUCCUCAAGUUUGGCGAGAAAGGAACCAAGAAUGGGCAGUUCAACUACCCUUGGGAUGUGGCGGUGAAUUCUGAGGGCAAGAUCCUCGUCUCUGACACUCGGAACCACCGGAUCCAGCUAUUUGGGCCUGAUGGAGUCUUCCUGAAUAAGUAUGGCUUCGAGGGGGCUCUCUGGAAGCACUUUGACUCCCCACGGGGGGUGGCCUUCAACCACGAGGGCCAUUUGGUGGUCACCGACUUCAACAACCACCGGCUCCUGGUCAUUCACCCUGAUUGCCAAUCAGCUCGCUUCCUCGGCUCAGAGGGCACUGGCAAUGGGCAGUUCCUGCGUCCACAGGGCGUAGCUGUGGACCAGGAGGGGCGCAUCAUUGUGGCGGAUUCCCGGAACCACCGGGUACAGAUGUUCGAGUCCAACGGCAGCUUCCUGUGCAAGUUUGGUGCUCAAGGUAGUGGCUUCGGGCAGAUGGACCGCCCCUCCGGCAUCGCUGUCACCCCUGAUGGAAUGAUCGUCGUGGUGGACUUUGGCAACAAUCGCAUCCUCAUCUUCUAAUCACAUCUUCUAGGCUUCUGUGUUGGGGUGUGCCUGUGUACCUCUCUUUCUCUCCUUUUGAAUUUCAGAGAAGAAACAGUCUCAGGGAAAUUUUUUUUCUUUUGUCUAAAGAGAACAAGAAAAGUACAACAUUGCUUAAGUCCUACCUCAUCUUUAGUUUUUUACAGAUGAAUGUACUUAUCUUUUCGGCAGGGGUUGAGCCUGUGAAGUGAUUAUUUCUAUCUACCUCAUAAAUCUUUACAUUUCCUUUUCCAGCAGGCCCUCUGCCCUCCUCCCACCCUCACUCAGUGGAGUUCACGUCUCCCUCUGCCCCUCUGCGGGACGUGAUAUGCACAAGCCGAGCAUCUCGAUGGCUGGGAGGGCACUGGAUAUGUGUGGUGGGGUGCAUUCUGUAGAUUGAGCCAAGGAAACACGAAAAAACUACUAAGUAAAGAAACUAAAAACUAUAAAACAUGGGAAAAUGGGAUUUAAAAUGCUUAAUUAUAGAGUAUUUGUGUUCUUGAGAAUACUUUCUUUAUGGGGUUAGAUUGUAUUGUGUGAUCUUGAUCUUUUUGGAAAAUUUUUUUUUUUAAUUUUUUUUUUUUUUUUUUAAUGCUGCAACAGAGAACUUUUCUGCGUUCUCCUUUUAUACCUCAGUGUGUUUAUCAUCCUGUUCAGCAUCUUUACUUAUUUCUGGAAGAUGUGGCUGUGGCUUGCUAGCCAAGAAAAGCAGACUAUUCAUAUUUUAGGGUAUGUAAUUUUUGUUUCUUUUAAGAGAGGGUCUGUAUUGUGUGUGUAUGUCUGUUAAGGGGCGUGUGUGUGUGUUAAGCUCUCUUACACCAAAAUAGUAAAGCUGAAAAUGAUAUGCCACCUCCCAAAGAACCUUUUCUUUUCACACUUUUGUUUCUAAAAAAUAGAUGUAGUUCAGGAUUUGGGGUUAAAAGUAGUCUCAAAAGGUAAGUAUUCUUAGUUUGCUGUUGGUUGUAAAGAGUUAAGUGGAAGGAAGAAGAAAAUUAACCUCAUUCUCAGAAAGAGGGUUUUCAGACAUGGACUGGUGUGUGGACAUGAGUGGGUGGACAUGCAUGUGCUGAGGUGGUCCGUAGAGAGCAUGAGAACGCAGCAGGGCACCCCCAAACUUCUGAACUCUGCAGGAGGGCGGGGGUUGGUCCCCGUCCCUAGAUUGAAUGUUGUUCUGUUAAUGCUAGUUGUUUCUUUUCCUGAGAAGAGUAGGCAAAGGAAUGAACUUUUAUUUUAAAAGCACAAUUUUUUCCUGCUUUGGAAGUUCAGGGAAAUAGAGUGUUUGAAAUUCAAGUUAAUAGGAACAGCUCAUCUCCACACCCUCUGCUCGGCUCACUUUUAGAGAGUGCUCUGCCCCGGAGCCAUGCUGUGGGACCUCAUGGUUAACGUCAAUUUUCCCCCCAAAGGUCUUUGAAUGUAAAGAAUUUGUAAACCAAAUUGCCCCAGCCUGAAACAGAGGACGUAAUAUCUUUUGUUAAAACUGUAUGGCGGUACCAAAGAAUGGACAUUGAAGCCAGGCUCCCAUUGCAGAACUGUGGGAUGGCAUCUGUCACUUUACAGGGUUGGUUUGUAGUAAGCUGGACUUGGAUACAAAACCUUGUGCUUCUGGGCAUUAUCUGUCUUUCAACUGGAAAGUAGGUGUAGCUGAUACCUGCUUGUCAGAACCCCUGUGGGUCCCUGUAUUCCCCCUAAAUACUGAAAUAAGAACCAAAUUCCAGGGUGGCACACUUCAGGAGAAAGAGGACCUCUCUGCCGGCAGUGGCUCACAGGGAGACCUCUUGGUUAAACAGAAAGACUAAGAGAUCAGUUCUGUUCCUGUAUUUAAGAGAAAUUCAUCGUCAGAUAUGGAUGUAGUUUUGAAUGAACAGAAUAAACUACCAAGGGGAGUUGUCUUUGUCCUUGUCUUUGUCGUCCCCAAAGAAAAGGCGAUGAUGGGGACUGUGUGUAGCAAGUCAGUCAAGUUGCUUUUCCCAUCCAGCUCCAGUGGACAUUUAAUUUGCCACUUCAAGGGACCCUGUCUCCUCCCAUUGCUCCAGUUCUAGGCUGUGCAAGUGACCAAAAUGGGGAAAAACUCACUUCAUAAAGGAGAACUGCAUGCAAUAAAGGAUCCCAAACUAGGACAGUAGCUCCAGACUGCUCCCCCGCUGCUGUGUGGCAGGGGGGCCGGUGUCCGGAAAUCUUGUUUUGUCAAAGCUCCUUUUCUUUUAUUGAAGAAUUUAAUAGUGAAUCCUUCCCCAGUUCCUAUUCAGUUGCCUUUUAUUUUGCCCCUGAGUUCUAAGUUCUUAGUUCUUUGGUAAAGAGCUCAUGUAAUUAAACCUUUUUCUUUUUUCUUUUGGAAUAAUUUAGUGUUGAUCUUCCUUCCUUCACCACCCCACCCCCCAACCACCAAACAGAUCACCCUUUAAACACCAAAGGCAACAGGUUUUAAAUGCUUAAAAAAUAUUUUUAUUGAGGAAAUGGAUCUUGAAAGUUCUUAAAAAUGUUCUCAGAAACCUGGGUCAUGAUUAUGGCUGGGGUAAGUUAUUUCAGGUAGUCACUGACUUUGAUUUUCCCGUCUUCAUUUUUGUCAUCGUCUUCACUCUUCAUCUUUCCUUCCCGGUUUCCCCAUAUGUGGGGAACUCUUGGGACCUGAGUGAGAAUCUUCUUGGUGAAUAGCAGUAACUCAAACUGCUUAUUUAACGUUUUUCUGUGGAUUUGGUUGUAAAGCCAGGGUUUCCACACGUGGCUGAAAUAAUCAGGUCUUGCUUAAUAGACUGACCAAUUUGCAGGCUUAAAGCUAGUAGGUCGUCCCCCGAAUUGAGUGUGUAGGUGGGUGAUACUGCCUCAGUACCCUCAAUGCUGGUACAUCUCCUUACCUUUUUGCACCCAUCAUUGUGCACAGCUUCCAUUUGAGAAACAUGGUCACACUUGGGAAGCUUUUGUUUUUAAAACAUUGGCCCUCUGUGGCUGCCUGUGACUGACUCCUGACCCCCGGAGAUUGGUGCGAAGCACUGUGGAGUGUGUAUUGUAUGAUGUGGAACCCUCUAAAUCAAGGAUGAGAAAAGCCGACACUCAGAACUCCCUAGUAUGAGUGAGGCUGUUCAAAAGAGGUGUGUUUAAAUGCAUAUCUCCUGCCCAUUUUGAGGUGACACUUGGUGGGUAGGAACUGGGUCAAAGAGGGGAGUCUUUAACAUGGUGAGAAGAUAAGGUUCUGGGUGCUGCAAGGGAGGAGGAUAAAAUGUUGAGUAAAUGUGAUAUGUAGACAAUAAUCCCCAUGUGUGUCUGAUCUGGUCAGGUGGUGGGGUGGGGUGUAAGGUCAGUUUAUAUUUGGAGAUGCCAAUUUUAUUUGGAUAUAUAGGUCUGGGUAUUGAGAUGGCUAAAGGAAAUUAAAUAACCCACAGAUAAAAACCACUUUUGGUUGACACUGACUUAACAUUUCAAAAGUGUUAAAAUCUUUUUUUUAAAAAAAAUCAUUCUUCUGUAAAUUUGGUCACGAGAAGCCACGCUGUCUCAGAACCUGUGCGAUAUUGUGGCUGGCAGGGUGGCACGUGAGUUGGCUGGAGCCCAGUGGCCCGCGCGGUACCCCAAGUACACAAACUCUUCAACUGAUGGAUACCCUUUUAAGUCUGACUUAUCUGGGGAAACACAAGGGUCCCAUAAACAGAAUCUAAAUUAUGUGUUGGGCCAAAAAAGUUGCCAGACGGAAGGCACUUUGUGAUGGAGUUAUAAGAAUAACUUGAGAUCGGCUCAGUCUGCUUUAUUCUAGUUAAGCCAAAGCUUAAUGAUCUGAGGAGGGAAGUCUUUUUAGGCUUGAAGCAGCAGAAUACUGUUUGUAUAUGUGUUGUCUUCCUCUCUGGAAGAUUCUAAGAUUGCUGUGUUCCGGUAGAUAGUGAAAGAUAUGCCAAAGUUAUAGGCUGUUUUUCUGUUAAAAAAAAAAAAAAAACCCAAUGGUGCCAAAAAGUAUUUAGGGUAUUUAUUUAAAACAUCUCUCUUACCGAGUUUCCAACAGUGUGGGGCUGUCUAAAAGUCAAACUCUUGUCCUUGCAUGGGCUGACAGCAUAGAGCUGGGACCUGCCGAGGCUCUUGGGCUUCCUCUGGCUUCCUGCAGGCCAGGGGCACAGGACACACCGCUCCACACCCCGCCGGCUGCUUCGGUUUGAUUUCUACCUCACUUUUGGCGCAAGUCGUCUACCUCACGUUAGCAUCUGACGGGUCUCUGAAAAGAAUAGUAUUAAUCCACCGGGGAGUGGGUGGGAGUGGGGAGCUACCUCUAGAAGAAAAUGUGUUCAUAAAUCCAGAACUGAUUUCUCCCGGGAGAAACAUUUGAUUGACCUUGAAAAAGAAACUUUGAAACCAAAUAUUCCUUUACUCAGGCAAAUGUAGUUAUAAAUCCCAGUAUUUCUUACCAAUCUGGCCUUUUCUCCCCCACUAAGAAUUGCGCGCAUCAUUGCCAUGUUAUUCAGUAUUAUGAAACUACUGGUUCAUCUGACCUGUUUGAGGACUUAACGGCAAAUAAAGACCUUUAGGUCUCUUUUUCUCUUCAAGAGAAAAAUAUUUUAUCUAUAUUCUGAAUGUCUGCAAAUAGACCCUUGUAGGAGCAAUUCGAAGGGUCUUAGCUGUUGGAAACAUCAGACAUUUGAAGGGAAUGAUCAUCCUUUAGACUUGGUGAUUGUAACUGUAGCUUUUCUGGACCCAGCAGGAUGGGCAUCACCAUGACAUUGCAACAAUCACUGUUUCACUGAGCACUGACUGGUGGCAUGUGUGUUGCUCUUUUGUGUUUAAUUGUUUUUUCCUACCAAAGGUAACAUGUUGACGGGUUGUAUUUUUCCUUUGCUUAUUAAAUACUUGAUAAAGUUGAGAAGCACAUGACCGUGAUAUACUGUAUCGCCUCUCUACCUCUCUGUUCUUUCCCUAGUUAAUUUUUGUUUUGGUUGGAAGAGAGGGUCCUAAGACCACUGUAAUUAUUGUGAAUUGGAUUUAAAAUGUCAUGGUGAAGAAAUACCUCAAUGAUGUCUAUUUUUAAACUGAUCUUACGGGUUAACAAGCCAGCCUGGUGGGAUGUUUUCCAUCAUCAUUUAACCAGUAAUGGUUCUAAAAGUUUUGUGUAUCCACAUGGUCUUAGACCUCCUUUUAAUGAUUGUAUUAACUUACAAGCUCAGGUAGUAUUUUUCUUAAGGCUCUAUCUUGGAGCACACUGACUGAAUGUUAACGUGUGUAGCAAAGUGUUUACUUUCUUUAAAUAACCAGCUCUGGAAUAGUUUUUUGUGUUUCUAGCAGUCUGUGUAGUUGUCUGUCUUCAGAGGAAGAUUUUUCACAUUUCUGGGUUUUUCUUAUUUUUAGGGUGGUAAGGUUUCUUUUUUCUUCUUUUCCC
Messenger RNA from Equus quagga, 7221 nucleotides. RefSeq names its product tripartite motif containing 71 (gene TRIM71). The transcript is spliced from 4 exons. Gene Ontology annotation, molecular function: ubiquitin protein ligase activity; protein binding. Gene Ontology annotation, biological process: protein polyubiquitination; proteasome-mediated ubiquitin-dependent protein catabolic process. The coding region runs from base 174 to 1874 and encodes 566 amino acids. Lineage: Eukaryota; Metazoa; Chordata; Mammalia; Perissodactyla; Equidae. The record is from RefSeq and is a predicted model, not a curated record.